CUUUGUUUACAUUGUCACGGUUGAGCAUGGCGGGACCCAACCCGACAGGGACAGUGCUUGUUUUAGGACACAGUUUUAUUUCACGGUUAGAGCAAUAUGUCAGAAAAGACGAACGAUGUUGGAAUGUUGGGCUGCGAAGUGAUAUGAUUAAUAUGACAGGUUUCCCGGGUGGUACCACUUCGAACCUGAUCAAUCGUUUACAACGGGGUGACAUCAUGGCGGGAAAACGCACAGUGUGUCUUCAGAUUGGGGGAAACUGUCUAAGUCGUCCUGAAAACACGCCUGAUGUAGUAGUGCGAAACAUCGCCAAUUUAGUAGGAAUUUUGGAAACUGAAUACGGGGUGCAGUGUGUCGUAGUGUCGGAACUGUUUCGCCGAUUAAAGACAAGACAACACAAGAAGGACGUGUGUGUUGAUAUUUACAACACGCGUAUUACACAAACGAAUAGUCUACUGAGGGACGUUAUUAGUCAGUUACCGGGUUGUGGCUUUUGGACCCACGGGGCACACAUAUGGAAUGAAUUUGAGCUGUAUGGGGCCGACGGGGUUCACUUUAAGGACAUGAAACCAUACUUCAAAUAUAUGAAAGGAUGUGUCUUGUUAGCCCUACGCAUGCUGAAUGGAGAUGCCUAAGUAAUGGUGAAGUUUCUUCUCACGGCAAUCAUAAUUGGUGUAAUCGCAUAUGUAUUUUUUAAAACUGCGCUAAACACGGAGAGUGGAAAUACUGGAUUUUCGACAAAACUCAAAACAUCAUAUGACUACAUAAUAGUGGGGGCUGGUUCUUCGGGAUCUGUUUUAGCGUCACGUCUGUCAAAGGACCCCAAAAAUGACGUGGUGUUAUUGGAAGCUGGUGGGUCUGACGAAACCAGUCCUUACAUCUAUAAGCCCGGGGCGGUCGCCAUGUUGUUAAAAUCUAACGAGGAUUGGGAAUAUUACACAUUGCCACAGGAACAGGCCUGUCAAGCCAUGGAAGAGGAGAGAAGCUAUUGGCCUCGAGGAAGAGUUCUUGGAGGAAGUAACGCUCUGAACUGGAUGGUGCAUAUAAGAGGUAACCGCCAUGACUACGAUAGCUGGUCUGAGGAAGGCUGUGACGGUUGGAGCUACAAGGACGUUCUUCCAUACUUUAUCAAGUCAGAGGACAUACAGAUUGACGAGUUCAAACAAUCAGAAUAUCGCGGAAAGAGAGGCCCUCUACCAGUUACUCGACCAAAUAUCACACCGAUGCAAAAACUCUAUCUUGGUGCUGGCAAAGACUUGGGUUAUAGCCUCAUCGAUUGUAACGGCGAGGACCAAAUCGGAUUUAGCUGGAUGCAGUCCACUAUAAAACAAGGGGAGAGAUGGAGUUCUUACAGAGCAUUUAUUAAACCACAUCUGGACCGUUCAAAUCUUCACAUAAUGCCCAACACUUUAACCACGAAGGUAAUCAUCAAAGACAAGAAGGCUAUUGGCGUAGAGUGUAUCAGAAACGGAAGGAAGGUCCGAGUGUUUGCCAGGAAGGAAGUGAUCUUGUCUGCUGGCUCCGUCAACUCUCCACAACUACUGAUGUUGUCCGGCGUUGGACCAAAGGAACACCUUAAUAAAUUAGGGAUCCCUGUACUUGCUGACCUUCCCGUAGGUGAUAAUCUACAGGACCACCUAAUGAUACCCUUGGUGUACGGCAUCAAUACAACAGGGUCAAUAACUCUAGACAAACUGAAUUCAAUAUGGUCGGUCAAACAGUAUGAGUACUUUCGCACAGGUUUGUGGUCUGCCACCUCCGGCGAGUGUUUGGCGUUUGUAUACAGAGAUUUCAAUAAGAAGACCGAUGCUGGAAAAAGUGCUGAUAUUCAGAUUUCCGUUAACAGUGUCCAUACCACGACCCCUUCAAUGAGGGAUUCAAUGCAUUUUAACUACCAGGAAAAGGUUAAAGAUCAAAUUUUUACCGACACGGAAAAAGUUGAAACGAUAUUAUUCCUUCCCAUCCUUCUCCGCCCUAAAAGUAGAGGAUAUAUCCGACUGAAGAGCAGGGAUCCGUUCGAUUAUCCUGAUAUUGACCCAAACUAUCUGGAACAUCCGGACGAUGUUCAUACGCUUAUUGAAGCUAUAAGAUUUGUGGAAAAGAUGGUUGGCACAAAUACAUUGAACUCCGUUGGAAUGGACGUCAACUAUCAAUCACCAUAUUAUAAACUGUGUUCCAAACAUCAGUUCCGAUCGGACAAGUUCUGGGAAUGUUAUGUUAGACAUUUUACAUUGACUGCGAGCCAUCCAACAUCUACGUGUAGAAUGGGAGAUAAAGACGACCCGUCAGCCGUAGUGGACCCCCAGUUGAGGGUUAAAGGAAUAUCCGGCCUACGUGUUGUCGACGCUUCUGCGAUGAGAAAUGUACCUGCAGGAAAUACAAACGCUGGAUCGAUUAUGAUAGGAGAGAAAGCUGCUGAUCUGAUUCUGAAAGGUUGAACAUGUACAGGCAUACAUUCUUAUAGCAAAUUAAAUUUAUACUUUUUUUCUGUCCAUAAGAUUCAUCAGUUUGGAAAUAUGUGAUAUCAAAGUUUACUUUUUACACAAACAA
This is a messenger RNA of Mizuhopecten yessoensis (Yesso scallop), 2547 nucleotides long. Its product is annotated as glucose dehydrogenase [FAD, quinone]-like. The record is from RefSeq and is a predicted model, not a curated record. Bases 636 to 2435 code for a protein of 599 amino acids. The transcript has 12 exons. NCBI's taxonomy places the organism in Eukaryota, Metazoa, Mollusca, Bivalvia, Pectinida, Pectinidae. Gene Ontology annotation, molecular function: oxidoreductase activity, acting on CH-OH group of donors; flavin adenine dinucleotide binding.